GCCGCUGGCUCGAGCUCCAUCUUGACUGAGUCAUCACGAUGCCUGAACCCAGCAAGUCAGCGGCCAAGAAGGGCUCGAAGAAGGCGGUGACCAAGACCGCCGGCAAGGGCGGCAAGAAGAGGAGAAAGACCCGCAAGGAGAGCUACGCCAUCUACGUGUACAAGGUGCUGAAGCAGGUGCACCCUGACACCGGCAUCUCCUCCAAGGCCAUGGGCAUCAUGAACUCGUUCGUGAGCGACAUCUUCGAGCGCAUCGCCGGCGAGGCCUCCCGCCUGGCGCACUACAACAAGCGCUCCACCAUCACCUCCAGGGAGAUCCAGACCGCCGUGCGCCUGCUGCUGCCCGGCGAGCUGGCCAAACACGCCGUGUCCGAGGGCACCAAGGCCGUGACCAAGUACACCAGCUCCAAGUAAACUGCUCCAGACAACAACAACACAACGGCUCUUUUAAGAGCCACACACCCGAUCUGAGAGAAAACCUCCCAAUGAUCCAUCAUCCGAAACAGACCGAGUCCGAUCAGUGAUCUGGAGAUGAACUAUUGUUCAGAUAUGAACCUGGUGUCAGGUCACAACAAUCUGAUCCAAAUGCAUCCUCAUCUUUAAUCACAAGUGAUGAAAUCUGAUAAAUACCGGGUCAUAAAACAAGAGUCUUUACUGAAUGGAGAUCUUAGAACUGAUUCUCGUUUCUGCAUUGAAAUAAAUGUAAUAUUUGCUUGA
Messenger RNA from Scophthalmus maximus (turbot), 716 nucleotides. RefSeq names its product histone H2B 1/2. NCBI's taxonomy places the organism in Eukaryota, Metazoa, Chordata, Actinopteri, Pleuronectiformes, Scophthalmidae. Gene Ontology annotation, molecular function: DNA binding; structural constituent of chromatin; protein heterodimerization activity. Gene Ontology annotation, cellular component: nucleosome. The record is from RefSeq and is a predicted model, not a curated record. The transcript has a single exon. Bases 39 to 413 code for a protein of 124 amino acids.